Messenger RNA from Seriola aureovittata, 3406 nucleotides. It is a transcript of the gene gpr83, whose product is annotated as G protein-coupled receptor 83. The transcript has 5 exons. The coding region runs from base 64 to 1488 and encodes 474 amino acids. Gene Ontology annotation, biological process: neuropeptide signaling pathway. Gene Ontology annotation, cellular component: membrane. The record is from RefSeq and is a predicted model, not a curated record. Lineage: Eukaryota; Metazoa; Chordata; Actinopteri; Carangiformes; Carangidae. Gene Ontology annotation, molecular function: neuropeptide Y receptor activity.
CUGACCACACAGAUCAGUUCAUACAAAGAAAGGAGGGAACAGAAAAAAGAAAACACUGACAAAAUGAGGGCUGUGUGUGUUUGGUUAUAUGUGGUCCUCUGGAUGGGAAGCCCUGGAAGGAUAGCUGCAGGUUCGGGACAGAGACUCAAUGAUUCCUCACUUUUGGGAGAGAGGAUAUUUUCCUACAAGGAACAUUUACUUAAUGUUUCGGCACAGAUGGAUAACCGCACUUCGGGCUUUUUCCUCCUGGACUUUGACGAGGGGAUGCUGGAGGACUGGCGCUCUCUGGCCAGUAAGAAGCGCCGCGGCGGGGAGUCUCAGGAGGGGAGCGUGAAGGUGCUGCUGGUGGCCGCCUACUCUUUGAUCAUCGUGAUCUCCCUGUUCGGGAACACACUGGUGUGCCAUGUGCUGGUGAAAAACAAGCGCAACCAGUCCGCCACCAGCUUGUUUAUCAUGAACCUCGCCGUGGCUGACAUCUUCAUCACUGUCCUCAACACGCCUUUCACUUUGGUCCGAUUCGUGAACAGCACCUGGGUGUUUGGGAGGACAAUGUGUCAUAUCAGCCGCUUUGUGCAGUACUGCUCCCUGCACGUCUCCACUCUCACACUGACUGCCAUCGCACUGGACCGACGACAGGUGAUCUUACAUCCUUUGAGACCUCGCAUGUCCCUAGCUCAAGGUGGCGUUUGGGUUGCUGUUAUCUGGAUAAUGGCCACCUGCUUUUCCCUCCCACACGCAAUCUACCAAAAACUCCUGACUUUUACAUACAGUAAGGAGAAGGAGCGCAGCCUGUGUGUCCCAGACUUCCCAGAGCCAUCAGAUGUCUACUGGCAGUAUAUUGACCUCCUGACCUUCAUAUUACUGUACAUGCUGCCACUCCUUAUCAUCACUGCCUCCUACACCACAGUGGCCUGUCGGCUGUGGCGCCACAAUGCCAUCGGUGACACCACAACAGCUCAGCAUGCCACGCAGAGAAGAAAGCGCCGGCGGACAUUGGCCAUGCUGCUCCUGGUGGUCGGGGUGUUCGCUGUCUGCUGGUUCCCCCUCAACUGCUAUGUGGUGCUGCUGUCCAGCCAGGCCAUCCACUCCUCCAACGCCUUGUACUUCUGCUUUCACUGGUUAGCUAUGAGCUCCACCUGUUACAACCCUUUCAUCUACUGCUGCCUGAAUCCCACCUUCCGCCAGGAGCUCCGGCUCCUCUUUGACAUGUGCAGGAGGAGACAGAGGGCUGUGGUAGGGCUGGAGCCUGAGCUCCGUCCUGCAGCCAUCUGCGCUCCUCGUCACAGGACUGCCUGGCCAGACAACCAUGAAUUCUCGAGGCCAAGGCAUGAUUUACCAGACCCGGGCCACGCCUCUUCACAGCAGAGCCACGCUUCUUCCAGUCAGUCCCACAACCUGAAAGAUACACAUGUGCUGUUCACUGCCAGGCAGGUGCUCACAGGGAGAACUGACAUCCUCUCAGUGGAGCCCAUCGUGGCUGUGAGCUGACUGGAAAAACUACAUAUGCCAAAUCGUGGUGGGGAAGGCAUCAGUAUUUGAGAUUCUUAAUCCUAUUUCAGGAUUUCAUCAUGUUCCAAAGAGGACAGGAAAUCUGAAAAUCUCACUACUGUAUUGCUGGACCUACACAGGAUUUUAGUAACGAGAGGAGAUGGCGUUUUGUGAUGGCUUCAAAUUGGAAGAAAUUGUGAUGUUGUCCCAUUAGGAACUGUAAUCAACUGUGGCAUUUUCUGUUUCCACACUACUUUUCACACUUUUUUGGUUCAUUGUCUGUCAAGAAUUCAGAUCUCAUCCCCUAAAAAACUGACAAAACAAUCUCACCGCAGGGUCCAUUUAACAGCUGCAGCUGUAGCUUUCAAUCAUAUCACACAAUCUUCCUACAUCAGGAAUUGUAGAUUUUCAAAUUUCCACUUUUUUUGCAGCACUUUAAGGACACCUUCAUGUUGGCUUGACAACUGAAAUUGACAUUUUCAUCCUUGGAAACAGCAGUUGAUAAAUCAGUCGCGUCACAAGGUCCAUGUAGUAGAAGUAGUAGCCCUGGAGCUUUUGAUCAAUUUAAAAAAAAAUUGCCUUAGUGCUGUUGCAGCAUUCGUAAGAUGUAAGAUUUUUGUUCAUUUGUCAUGAUGAAUUCAUUAUAAAGCUCCUUUGACUGCAGUUUCUCAAUGCUGUAUUCUUAGAAAAAUAACUCAACAGUCCAUCAGGCUACACAACAGAAUCUGGUCCUUCACAGACCAGCAUGACUGUCGGAGUAGCAACAAAGUCCUAUCAUCCUCCAGAAUCUCCCUGAAACUGUCUAAAAAGGAGUGUAUCAGCAGGUUUGAUUUUACUUCAGUUUACCAUUCUGCCGACAGAGACAGCGUCUCAGUGGAUGUAUGAACAUGUUGUGAAUGAAAUCAUGUUCACAUUGAUCCACAGGCGACUUCAACCCCGUCUUACUGUUCGUACAUUUUUUCUGCUCCUCCUUGUUUCACUGUCAUCCAGCCAGAGGGCUUGUGGAGUAUACACAGAAAAAAAUAUUGAUUUUAUGUCUCUAUUUUGUGGGCUUAAAUACUGUCAUUUUGAAAAAGAAAAAGAGAGAAAUUGAAAAGGAAAAAACAUGUUUUCCUUUUGAAAGAGUGACAGAGAAAGUUCAGGGCCCAUCUCCACUGCAACAUCCUGCCUUUACAUCACAUUACUGGUCUGAAUAACAUGAAGCCCAAUGAAACUUGGAUGGUGGUCACCCCAGUGUUGAAAGCAAAACUCUCGUAGCCUAUUAUCUUUUUUCAAAUGAGGGAAAAUUAUAUCAGCUGAUUAUCAAAAACUUGCUUGUGUUACUGUGUUUACACAUAUUCAUUGAAUAGUUUUUUGUGGAAUUUCCUCAUGACAGUUGAAAAUAAAGAAUGAAAAAUAUAUAUUAUAUAAUGUAUAUUAUCAGCUUUUAGGGGACAUUAUUGUGCUCCAGCAUUUUUAAAUGAAAUGGAAAUAAGACACUUCAGUCUUUCUCUCAGGCUCUUCACAAUCACGCCUAACAUAGCAUUUACACAAUCAUGCAGUAAAAGCAAAAAUGACAGUGAAAUUACUGAAACUAUAUUAUUGUGAAUGUUCUGUGUUUCUUGUGAACAAACUGGAUUUUUAUGUCUAAGAAACUGAAAAUAGUAAAGUGUGUGUACAUGUGCCUGUGGGUUGUACAUGUUUUGUAAAAGCAUUUUUAUCAUCGUAACUAAUGAAUCAGUUGCCUUCUUUUUGGUUCAUUUGUGCCCUCAAGUGCAACACACAAUCAUCUGUUAAGGUAGUUUCAUCUCCCACAGGUAAUGAUUCAGGAAUGUGAAUGAUACUAUGUGUGCUCGCCUUUGUCUUAAAGUAUUUGUGAUUUGUAAUAUUUUUGCUGUCUUUUGUGAUUGUUUGCCUCCCCGGUACCACAUCUGCAAGA